AUGGGUGAUUUCGAGAAUCUGCCCGACUGUUUCUUGCGGCCGCGGUAUAGCGCCGCGCAGAUCGGUGGCUGUACGUACCGCGAGGCAGCGUUCUCUCCGGAAGACCGGCGUCUGUUUGACCUGCCUGCGUGGGAUCAGAAUGCGAAUCUGCGUCAGUGGCAGGACAGCCGACGCGACGGCGACGCACACGAGGACGUGCCGCGGGCGCUGAGGCCAUGGGAUGGACAGGAGGAAGACGAGGACCCGGAGGACGAAGAGACACCCGCGGCGUUCGACGAGACGCGGCAGCUGUGGGGUUUGAAUCUCCACGUGCCGCGAGCGUUCCAUCGAUUCGUCGUCGGGAAAAACAGACACACCUUGAAGCAGCUCGAGACUGAUUUCGCCGCGCACAUCCACGUGCCCGCUGAAGACGAGGAGGAAGAACUCGUUCUCGAGUGCCCAAGCCGCGAAGACCUCCUCGCGCUGAAGGCGGAAAUCGAGGCGCUGGUUGAGCAGCAGAAGAACAAGAUGCACUACACGCACUUUGUCUGCAUCCCCCUGACAGACGCGCGCCUCGCAGAGCGAUUCAAAAUUUUCAAAUCUCAGCUGCAGACCGCGCACCCGGACCUCGAUGAGGCUCUGUUCGCCCAAGCGCACCGACUCCACUUCACCCUUCUCAUGCUCAGACUCCCUGGCAAAGAGGACGAAGAACAGUGCCAGCGACUCCUCGAGUCGAUAGGCCCAGCAAUCUACGACGCCCUCGACACGCGCUCACUCGUCAUCCACCUGAAGGGCCUCUUCAUCAUGAACGACGAUCCCACGGCCGCCCACGUCGUCUACACGACUCAGUACAACGGGAACGACAAAGAUCAGGAGACGCUGAACCGACUGAAUCGUCUCUGCGAAGUGACCAUUCGCGCAUUUCGCGACGCCGGAGUCGUCUCAGACGAGGAGCUCCACCGGCAGCGGCUGCUAGACACGCAGGGGGAGAAUAUUUCUGUCAAGCUGCAUGCAACUGUGCUGAACGCAACGUUCCAAGUGCGAAAAGCAAAGUGCACACGCCUCCCUGCCGACGACAGCCAGGACCCCGCGGCGCCGGAAAAGCGACGAGAAGCUGUUCGCCAGGCCCGCGCAGGUUUCGACGCAACCGAAAUCCUCAGAGAAUUCCGCCUUUUUGAUUUCCUCAACACUAAAGCGACGUGCGUCAGCUUGUGCAGACUGAGUGGCGCGGAAGAACCAGGAGGCUUCUACCGCAGUGUCGCCUCUGUGAGGCUGCCCUAG
This is a messenger RNA of Besnoitia besnoiti, 1260 nucleotides long. RefSeq lists its product as uncharacterized. Gene Ontology annotation, cellular component: nucleus. NCBI's taxonomy places the organism in Eukaryota, Apicomplexa, Conoidasida, Eucoccidiorida, Sarcocystidae. Gene Ontology annotation, molecular function: RNA binding. Gene Ontology annotation, biological process: DNA alkylation repair; regulation of DNA-templated transcription. The record is from RefSeq and is a predicted model, not a curated record. The coding region runs from base 1 to 1260 and encodes 419 amino acids. The transcript has 2 exons.